AUGUUCGACAAAAUGACGGGCAAUGGAAACGGUAACAAAAUGAACAUGCGGAUACACAUAUUGGAGCAAAUACUUUCCUCAAUCGAAACUGAUGGCAGUUCAGCCCGUGUCAACUCUUUGCGUCAGGUGAUCAGACGGAAUAAGGCGGACAUGGCAGACGAUGCCGGAAAAUCACUAGACUUAAUGCGACGGAUAUUCCAAAAUGAGAUCACCAAGGAGUUACAGCAGAUUAUGGAUCGCCACAUUCGUACGACAUUCUCGCCUGCAAUCGAAAACCUGAAAAAGAACGGACAUGUUGUGGAUCAGGAAGUUAUCAACGACCUCUACACCAGUAUUUUGGAUGCAGCCAGAGUUUCUUUCAUGAGGGAUCGUGCGUCAACAAUGAAUCGCGAUCGGCUGAAUUCAGAAAGAAGCGUGAAGAGAGGAUACGAAUCGGACGAGUCUGACGUCAGCAUACUGAGUCAGUCAAGUGAAAUCAAACGGAGACGCGGAAGACCACGAAAGGACGAGGAACCUUCGUUGGAUCUCUCGCCGCUUACACUGCAUGAAGUGCUCAAAUGGUGUCCAGAUCGUCAUCUUCUCAGCACUCGCUACAUCCCAGCCGCCAAAGUCGCCGCUCUACUUUCCAUACCUGUCACUGUAUUCUUCAACAAGUAUCCAAGAAUGUUUCGGUACUCCUGUGAUGAGGAGGACCGUGGCCUGUUGAUGGAAGAAAAGAAGCUGUCAAGGAGUGCCGGCCGCUGUUACCUCAUGGUCAUGGAUGAUGUCACCGAGUUACUCGGUCGAUCGUGA
Cooperia oncophora is the source of this 792-nucleotide messenger RNA. Lineage: Eukaryota; Metazoa; Nematoda; Chromadorea; Rhabditida; Trichostrongylidae. The record is from the annotation of a GenBank genome assembly.